GGAGAGAUGUCCAGGCCCUCGUCCACACAGACCACUCCUCAGUUCUACAGGGUCAGCGACAGGGACCUCACCGAGAUCGAGCUUCAUUCCGUGGACUCCAUAAAUGACCUCCACCGAACACACCCCGAACACGGUGGUCACAAAGGGACGAGACCCCCCCGCCCCGCGUACACGCCGUCCCCCAACGGGAACCUGCACACGCACGACGCCUCGGGGGUCGGUCCGGGAAACCGCCCGCUCAGCGGAAAAUGGCCGAGCUGCCUGCAGAACGUGGCGGCCCCCCCCUCGGCCCGCGGCACAGCCAUGGGCUGCGCCGUCAUCACGCUGCUUCUGCUGACAGUGCUGCUCAUCUUCUACUUCUUAGUCCAGCAGGGGCAGGCCCUCCGGACGCUGACCGAGGCCGUCGGGGGGAGGGAGGCCGAGCUGUCGCUGCUGAUCCAGGAGCUGCAGGCUCUCAGACGGAACCUGACGGCCAUGACAGGAGCAGCAUGA
Messenger RNA from Menidia menidia (Atlantic silverside), 492 nucleotides. Lineage: Eukaryota; Metazoa; Chordata; Actinopteri; Atheriniformes; Atherinopsidae. The record is from the annotation of a GenBank genome assembly.